CUUGCGCAGAGCAGCUGCAUAGUCCAGGCAUGCUUUACAAGCUUACAAGUGUAUUUCAGCAGCCUGUAUAACACCGAGGUGCUCGCAGCGCAUGUCUCGUCACGGUCUCUGUUUCGUGUAUCAAGCGCGAGUGUGGUUGUGAGUUGUUGCAGUAUCAGGCACCUUGGUGGUUACAGCCCGGAAAAUGAUUUGCGACGGCAGACAGUGGCAGACACCUUGUGAGUUACAGACCUGCGAGAUACCUUGAUAACAAGGUCUGGGACCAGGUCACAGCCAACAUGUCUGCGGAACUAGCAAAUGUCACAUUAGCAGACGAUACAGUGAGUCUCGCACAAAAGAUCUGCUAUCUGAACGGUAUCGGCGGCGAAGGCAAUGAUUACGAUGGCCGCGAUGGUGUUCGAGUGUCUGCCGUUUUUGUGAUCCUUGCUACAUCAUCUUUCGCAACCUUCUUUCCAGUACUCGCUCGCCGCGUCCGUUGGUUCAGGAUUCCGCUCUAUGGCUACCUGUUUGCGCGCUACUUUGGUGCAGGAGUCAUUAUCGCUACGGCGUUCAUUCAUUUGAUGGAUCCAGCCUACAGCUCGAUCGGCCCUGGGACCUGCGUUGGUGUCACAAGCGGAUGGGAUUCUUACUCCUUUGUGCCAGCCAUCAUGCUCACCAGCGUGAUGCUCCUCUUCUUGUUGGACUUUGGGGCAAAGCUCUUUGUCGAGCAUAAGUAUGGGGUCGUUGAAGAUCAUGCGGUCCAUAACCCAGAAGCUCUCAUCACUUCACAGGCAGAUGGCACUCACACUCACAAUGGACACAUCCACGACGCACAUCACACGCCAGCUCCUACAAAGCUCAGCGUAUCGCACGAUAUGGAAUCAGAGCCAUCGCUCGAUAGCGACUUGGACGAGAAGACCAUCCAGCGUAGCUUCCACCAGCAAAUUGCUGCAUUCUACAUUCUGGAAUUCGGCGUCAUUUUCCACUCCGUGAUCAUUGGUCUCAAUCUGGCCGUUGCAGGCUGGGAGGACUUUAAGGUGCUCUACGUGGUCAUUGUCUUCCACCAGUCAUUCGAAGGUCUUGGUGUCGGUGCUCGGUUAUCUUCCAUUCCAUUCCCGAGACAUCUCUCUUGGCUUCCCUGGGCGCUCUGUGCUGCUUAUGGUCUGACUACACCGCUUUCUAUUGCUAUUGGCCUGGGCGUGCGAACCACUUACAACCCAGACUCCUUCACAGCUCAGAUUGUAUCGGGUGUGUUGGACGCUACCUCAGCAGGUAUCCUUCUCUACACGGGCCUCGUGGAGUUGCUGGCGGCAGACUUCUUGUUCAAUCCAGCACGCACGAAGAGCUUGAAGAGGCUUGGGUUCAUGGUUGCUUGUGUAUUUUUGGGCGCACUCCUCAUGGCACUACUAGGCAAAUGGGCAUGAGUGAAGCGUUUAGAUUAAUGUCAUCUUCGUAUAAUCUUCUGCGAACAAGUGACAGGACAAUUUGCAGGAAAGGUAUUCUGUUCUAUAAAGGUGUUUCAUGCUUCUCAACUCACAGCCCUGCUUCUACUUGACAUCUAGACCGUCUGAUCGCAUCAAUGUUGAAAUCCAACUUCCCUACACGACCGUCCGAAUCUUGAACACGUCUAAAGACGUUAGCACGUCGAUGGAUGGGCGAGUGCUGACUGAAUUUUAAUCUGAUCCAAUGUCGGCGCUUUCUGCAGUGGUCGACCAGGCUGCUGUCUCUUAUGGCACCUCUCCCGGAGCUGGCGCAACAUCUUGUUCAACCAC
Protomyces lactucae-debilis is the source of this 1751-nucleotide messenger RNA. RefSeq names its product Zinc/iron permease. Bases 279 to 1403 code for a protein of 374 amino acids. Gene Ontology annotation, biological process: zinc ion import across plasma membrane. Gene Ontology annotation, cellular component: plasma membrane. The record is from RefSeq and is a predicted model, not a curated record. The transcript has 3 exons. NCBI's taxonomy places the organism in Eukaryota, Fungi, Ascomycota, Taphrinomycetes, Taphrinales, Protomycetaceae. Gene Ontology annotation, molecular function: high-affinity zinc transmembrane transporter activity.